Molecule: messenger RNA, 2403 nt
Organism: Amaranthus tricolor (Joseph's coat)
Lineage: Eukaryota; Viridiplantae; Streptophyta; Magnoliopsida; Caryophyllales; Amaranthaceae
Product: putative disease resistance protein At1g50180
Exons: 1
Coding region: 1-2403 (800 amino acids)
Biological process (GO): defense response to other organism
Molecular function (GO): ADP binding
Source: RefSeq, a predicted model, not a curated record
AUGGCCGAGCAGGAUACUUAUUUGGCUAUUGAAAAUACUGAUCAACUGCUAGAGCACGCAUCAGUUAUAGUUGAAGAGACCGAUAAACUGACAUCUCUGAGAGAAGGGCUAAGAACUAUGAGCAUAUUAGCAAAGGAACAUGUCCAAGACAUGGAACCAGUUGAAGCUGAUUGGUUAUUGAAGGUCAGAGAUAUUGCUUAUAAGAUACAGGAUGUAGUUGGUUUAAUGGUUGUAGAGACUAACCAUCAAAGUCAGAAGAGCAUGCUAGCAAGGAGGUUGUCAAGAAAAACGUCAGCGAAAAAUUAUGAGGAGAUACAGAAUAUAGAAAAAGAAAUCAAAACUAUUUGCUCCUUUAAAGAUGAUGCUGAAUCAAACACGGAGUCUCACCAUGGCCGUAGUAGUAUCGAUGAGGUAAUCGGAUUUAAAGAUUCCCAGCAGACUCUAACAAAUCAGCUCAUUGGUGAUAUGGGAUCACAACGUAAGGUAAUUUUGAUCUCUGGAAAGGCAGGCUCAGGAAAAACUACUUUGGCCAAGAUGGUUUGCAAUGAUGAAAAAAUCAAAAACCAUUUUAAGUGCGUAGAGUGGGUAAAUUUUCAACAACAACUCUCGCUUCAAGAGUUGUUGUGUAGAAUUUUGAAACGGAUCAAGUCGUCUAAAAAUAUUGAUAAUCUCAGUACGGAUGAGGUGAAGGCAGAGAUUUCAGAAAGUUUGAAACGCAAUAGGUAUCUUGUAGUCAUUGACAAUAUCCAUAACAGAGAUGUAAUGACUCAACUUUUGUGUUCAUUUCCUGACGAGUUGAACGAAAGUGGAUUUUUAUUAACAAGUAAAUUGACACAAGAAGAGUUAGAAUCAGAGCAGAUGAUUUCAUUAUCAUAUGAAGUUCAAGCUCUGGAUAAAAACCAGAGCUGGCAGCUGUUGUCAAAGAAGGUAUUUGAGGGGGGAAAUCCUCCAGAGCAUCUAGAAAGUUUUGGUAAAAGACUGGCAGACAAAUGCAAGGGCUUACCCCGUGCCAUUCUGACUCUGGCAGAAAUCUUGAAUCAUGCAGAGAAAACGCAAGAAUUGUGGUCUGAGUUCCUCAAGAAUUAUGAUGACCUGUUCCCUAAAUAUGAAAAACUUUCACCAAAAGAAAAGUCAUGCUUGUUAUACUUUGGUCUUUUCCCUUUGGGUUUGUCACCUGCAAAGCAAAUGAUCAAAAUGUGGAUGGCUGAAGGGUUUCUGAUACAAAAAGGAAGCAACAAAGUAGAAGAAAUCGGAGAGCAUUACUUGAACAAAUUAAUCAAACAAUCUUUCAUCCAAGCAGACACAAAAAAGGCAGAUAACAGUGGUAAAACAUGCGACACUGACAUCCUUGUCUCAGAAUUUUGCAAAGCUGAUGCUACCAAGACUUUUGAGAUUCACAUGGACAAGAACUCCAAACCUAAAAAAAAUAUUACAAGGAUGGCGAUUCAUAAUGAUUCUGCCACAGAAAUUCUGAAAAGCUUUGGAGACUGUCCCCACGUUCGUUCUCUUCAUUGUUUUGGUAAGAAAGCUGAUCCCACCUCCUUAUGCUCAGCAGAGUUCAAGAAAAUACUAAAUCAGUUUCUCAAGCUUCAGGUAUUAAACUUUGGUUAUGUUGAGUUGGAUAAAGUGCCCAAAGACUUAGGAAAGCUGACAAAUUUAAAGUAUAUAAACUUAAGGGCUUCCAAUGUGAAAAAGCUGCCAUCUACAAUUGCCAACCUUCAACAAUUGUUGACACUAGACAUGAGAGAUUCUGGUCUAGUUAGCUUACCAGAUGGAAUAUGGAAGAUGCAGUUCCUCCGGCAUCUCUACGUUGGCGGUUCAAGUUUGCUACCAAAGCCUCGUGGAAUUGAUUACUAUAGAGCUCUUUCAAACCUUCAGACUCUUUAUGGUGUACAGUCAGACAAGGUUUUGAAGGGCCUAAUGGUGAGGGCCAAGUUCCCUAAUGUUACAAAAUUGAGAGUAGGCAGUUCCCAUCUGGACCACACAUAUGAUUUUCUAAAAAGCCUUGAUCAUCUUUACCAUCUUCAAUCAUUAAGGCUAGAAAAACCUUCCAAACUCCCAAACCAAAAUGCCUUCCCCUUGAGCCUUACCAAGCUAACUCUCUUAGAAACUGAACUAGAUCCAGAAUGUAUCAAGACACUAGAGAAACUGCCAAAUCUAAGAAUCCUUAAAUUACUCAAGAAGGCUAUUAACGGAGAAAAUCUUGAGUGCAGUGCAGGAGGAUUCUUACAACUGGAAGAAUUGUACAUGGAAUAUUUGGAUGUGAAGGUGUUGAAACUGGAGAAAGGGGCAAUGCGAUGUAUCAAACAUUGCUUCAUCAGAGGCUAUAAUGAUGUGGAGAUACCAGAUCAACUGAAAUUGGUGGCAAACAUAACCGUAAUUGAGGCAAAUGGAGCUGAAUAA